Molecule: messenger RNA, 1089 nt
Organism: Lodderomyces elongisporus
Lineage: Eukaryota; Fungi; Ascomycota; Pichiomycetes; Serinales; Debaryomycetaceae
Gene: RAD51
Product: recombinase
Exons: 1
Coding region: 1-1089 (362 amino acids)
Biological process (GO): DNA strand invasion; reciprocal meiotic recombination; chromosome organization involved in meiotic cell cycle
Cellular component (GO): condensed nuclear chromosome
Molecular function (GO): DNA strand exchange activity; double-stranded DNA binding; single-stranded DNA binding
Source: RefSeq, a predicted model, not a curated record
AUGACACAAUCAGAUGUUGAGUUGCAACUGCAAAGAUUAGAAGGUACAAACAUCAACUCUACGGAAGCUGACAUCCAUCUAGAUGGAGGAGCAGGAGAAGAGGAGGAAGAGCUUAAUGGCCCAUUACUUAUUGAACAGCUUGAAGGAAAUGGAGUUACUGCCUCAGAUAUCAAAAAACUUAAAUCAGAAGGGUUCCAUACUAUAGAAAGUAUUGCAUAUACUCCAAGAAGACACUUGAUGACCGUGAAAGGUAUCAGUGAAGCCAAAGCAGAAAAAAUUUCUCUUGAGGCUGCAAAACUAGUUCCGUUAGGUUUCACAACCGCGUCUGAAUUCCAUUCGCGUCGUUCAGAGUUGAUCUGUUUGACGACAGGAUCGAAACAACUAGACACUUUGCUUGGUGGUGGUAUUGAAACUGGAUCAAUCACUGAGGUGUUUGGUGAGUUUAGAACUGGUAAGUCUCAAUUAUGCCAUACAUUGUCAGUCACGUGUCAGUUGCCUAUAGAUAUGGGUGGUGGCGAGGGUAAAUGUCUUUAUAUUGAUACUGAAGGUACUUUCAGACCCAAUAGGUUGGUCUCCAUUGCUGAACGGUAUGGUUUAAAUGCGAAUGAUUGUUUGGAUAACGUCGCUUAUGCGAGAGCAUACAAUGCCGAGCAUCAGUUGAACUUGUUGAACUUGGCAGCUGAAAUGAUGGCGGAAUCAAGAUUUUCAUUGUUGAUUGUUGAUAGUAUCAUGUCGUUGUACAGAACCGAUUAUGCCGGAAGGGGUGAGUUGAGUGCAAGACAAACCUCGGUGGCGAAAUUCAUGAGGACUUUGCAACGUUUAGCCGAUGAAUUUGGUAUUGCCGUGGUGAUUACCAACCAAGUUGUAGCACAAGUCGAUGGAAUGUCAGGAAUGUAUAAUCCAGACCCAAAGAAGCCAAUUGGGGGUAACAUCAUCGCACAUUCAUCUACGACUAGAUUAUCGUUUAAAAAGGGUAGAGCAGAAACAAGAAUUUGUAAGAUUUACGAUAGUCCCUGCUUACCUGAAAGUGAAUGUGUCUUUGCCAUCUACGAAGAUGGUAUUGGCGAUCCAAAGGUUGAAGAUGAUUAG